This is a messenger RNA of Epinephelus fuscoguttatus (brown-marbled grouper), 4457 nucleotides long. It is a transcript of the gene d2hgdh, whose product is annotated as D-2-hydroxyglutarate dehydrogenase. The transcript is spliced from 10 exons. The record is from RefSeq and is a predicted model, not a curated record. Gene Ontology annotation, molecular function: FAD binding; catalytic activity. Gene Ontology annotation, cellular component: mitochondrion. NCBI's taxonomy places the organism in Eukaryota, Metazoa, Chordata, Actinopteri, Perciformes, Serranidae. The coding region runs from base 188 to 1807 and encodes 539 amino acids.
GUGGCGUCUUGCACUCCGUAACAUGCUAGCUGCAAACAUUAACCGUGGUCAUGCUUAAGUAACUUUACUGCCCUUGAACUUUGUGACACAUUUCGCUUUGAGAUAUGACACGAAAAAGACACGCGAGGAGAAAGAUGCGGGUUGUUAGCUGAACGUUCACGCCUGUUUUGUCGCCUAUAGUCCAGUCAUGGCGGGGAUUUUCCAAAAAACACUGAGACUGAGGACAGCUCUCAGACAUCUGAGCCCCCACAGCACCUUCUCGUCAACAACCACAGCCAGACUUUCACCUGUGGACCUCCGCAGUCCGUUUCUUCCCACCACAUCAUGGCAGUUUGGAGUCUGCUGUCAGAAGCUGCACACAGGGGCAGACAGGUCCACCCCCUCCCCCUCUGCUGCUCCAGACAGGCUGCCUUUCUCCAGAAUAACUCAGGAAGAUUUGGCCUUCUUCAGGAACAUCCUACCAGACAGAGUCAUCACUGAUCCGGACCUGCUGGAGUCCAGUAAUGUGGAUUGGCUCAAGACAGUGAAAGGCUCCAGUGAGUUGCUGCUGAGACCUCAAACGACUGAGGAAGUUUCUCAAAUUCUCAAGUACUGCAACAGUCGUAAUCUGGCGGUGAAUCCUCAAGGAGGUAACACUGGGCUGGUUGGGGGCAGCGUGCCGGUGUAUGAUGAGAUCAUCCUCUCCACUGCCCUCAUGAACAACAUCCUCACCUUUGAUAGUAUCUCUGGCAUUCUGACCUGUCAGGCAGGCUGUGUCCUGGAGAACUUGUCCCUUUACCUGGAGGAGAGAGACUACAUCAUGCCACUCGAUCUGGGGGCUAAAGGCAGUUGCCACAUUGGGGGAAACGUGGCAACAAACGCAGGUGGACUCCGGCUGCUGCGAUACGGCUCCUUACACGGGACUGUGCUGGGUCUGGAAGUGGUGUUGGCAGACGGGCGAGUGCUGGACUGCUUGGCCACACUGCGGAAAGAUAACACAGGAUAUGACCUCAAACAGCUCUUCAUAGGGUCAGAGGGCACACUGGGGGUCAUCACCGCAGUGUCCAUCCUUUGUCCACGGAAACCCAAAUCUGUUAAUGUGGUUUUUCUGGGCUGUGAGACCUUUGAGCAGCUGCUGAAGACAUUUCAGCUCUGCAGAGGCAUGCUGGGAGAAAUCCUGUCGGCCUACGAAUUCCUGGACUGUGAAUGUAUGAGGCUGCUGAACACGCACCUCAAACUCCCCAAUCCCAUUUCUGAUUGUCCGUUCUACGUUGUCAUGGAAACGUCUGGAUCCGACCCAACACAUGACGGAGAGAAGCUCCACAAUUUCUUAGAGGAGGCGAUGACAUCAUCGUUGGUUACAGAUGGGACUGUGGCCACUGAAGACUCAAAAAUCAAGGCUCUGUGGUCGAUGCGUGAACGUGUCACGGAGGCGCUUACUCAUGAUGGCUUCACUUACAAAUAUGACAUUUCGCUUCCAGUGGAGCGGAUCUACCAGCUGGUGACAGACAUGAGGGAGCACCUGGGGGACCGAGCCAAGAGUGUGGUGGGAUACGGACACGUAGGAGACGGAAACCUCCACCUGAACAUCACCUCUCCUGCCAAAGACCCUGCUCUCCUCGCUGCCAUCGAGCCCUUCAUCUACGAGUGGACGGCCAGCUGUCAGGGCAGCAUCAGUGCAGAGCACGGACUGGGCCUGAAGAAGAGGAACUAUAUCUACUACAGUAAACCCAGCCAGGCUGUGGCUCUGAUGGGUGACAUCAAAGACAUGCUGGAUCCUAAGGGCAUCCUCAACCCGUACAAGACUCUGCCAGAUAACCUGAAAUGACCCAAAGUGUCUCACUGCGGUGGGGUAAGUGGCAACGUACACAGAGCUCAUGCUGGAGCUCUAUUUCAGCUGUAACUUUAUUACCACGUUUUGUUUUUACGGCAGCUCACGGCUUUUCCUGUUGUAGCUUUGUCACACAUUUGGUGCCAAGCUGCAGGGUUUGCAAGUAGUUUCAUUGUUAUGUGCACAAAGCAUCACUUACAGAAUGAUGUCCACUUUAACAAGCUGCUGACUUUGUACUGUAGCAGUCUAGAGUUAGACUGUUACAAGUCAAGUUACUGCUUAACAUUAUCAACUACCUCUACUACUCACACGCCCAGAGUAGCUUUAAUGAGAUCCACGGCUUAUUCCACGGAAUAUUCAACAAGUUUUAGACCUUAAAGGGACAGUUCACCACAAAAUCAAUAACACAUAUUUUUACUUUUACCUGUAGUGCUAUUUAUCAGUUUAGAUCAGGGUUAGGCAACCUGUGGCUCCGGAGCCACAUGUGGCUCUUUAGACCCUCUCCAGUGGCUCCCUGUGCCUUUGAUAUAAAUUUAUAUGGAAAUGAAUGAUUGUUUAUCAUCAUGCAGAUUUAUAUUUAUCAUUGUUGUAGGCCGAGAGCUAUUAUUGCAUUCUACAUUUGUAAAAAUGUGAAGCCCAUACAUUGAAUUAAAAAAUGUUUUAAAGUUUCAUCAACUAAAAUGCGCGUCAUACGUCUAGGCCCUGGUGCUUUAUCUUCUAAAGUUUACUGAACUUCAGUUGCGGUGGUUAGCCUUAAGUCUCUCUAGCAAGGCUAGCUAUUGAUUCCAAAUCCAUUAAAGGAAAAGUCCUGGAGGAAAACAGCAAAUUUAAUAUGUGAACAGAUUCAUUUAUUUUCACCACCAAUGCUGCAAAGUUAAAGUACUAACUAAUUAUUAAUAACCCACUGCAGAGUAGUAAAUCAUAUCAGUGAAUGCUAAUUUAGACCUAAUAGGCUGUUACCUUUGUUCAAAAAUGUUCUGCAGCUCCAGACAGAUUUUUCUUUUCCUUUUCGGCCAGUAAUGGCUCUUAUAAUAGUAAAGGUUGCCAACCCCUGAUUUACAUUGUUUUUGUGUGUGUGGUGGAGAUAUCAGUCGUCCUUCUCUGAUAAAAUGGAACUAGAUGGGACUCAGCUUGUGGUGCUAACAGCAGUGUCACUUUCCAGAAAUCAUGACCUGGUUACUCAAGAUAAUCCAGAGAUCUUGUUUUGAGCACUUUCAUAAAGAACAAUUUUCUUUCUAUCGAUACCCACUAAACAUAUCAGUGUGCAGAAGGAAGUGUAAAUGUACUUGUGGACGAGAGGCUCGUGCUUGUGACAGCAUGAGAUGUUAACACUAAUAGCGUUCCCCUCAGCUGAGCUAUAACGUUAGGUAGCUCAGUGGUGCUAAGUGAGCUAGCAGUAGAUGCACGCUUCCUUCUGCACAGUGAUACAGUUAAUGGGUGUAGUUUGGUAGCAAGAAAAUAGUUCCGAAAUGAAACUGCUCACAACAAGGUCUGUGGAUUAUCUUGAGUAACCAGGUCAUGAGUUCUGGAAAGAGACAUUGCUGUUGAGUUUUUCAAUUUUUUUUAUGGCACCACAAGCCAAGUGCCAUCUAGUUCUGUUAGAGAGAUGGCAGACAUCUUUACAGCUGAUAUCUCCCAACACUCUGCAACUCACACUGGAACAAUGUAGACUGACAAACAGCGCUACAGGUAAGAGGAACUAUGUGCAUUUUUGAUUGUGGGGUGAACUGUCCCUUUAAAUAAAAGACACUUUGUACAGAUGAAUAGCAUAGAAUAUAUUUUUCAGUACUGCUAAGAGGAAGUGGAUGAAUGAUCAUGAAUGACGACGUAGGUGUUAGUGUGCCUACUAGGAGCCACUAGAGGGCAGACAGAGUGUGUCUGGAUAUACACUGUAAGGUUUUGUGCAUUUUAAAAUUGUGUAAAUGGGCCAUGUACAUGUGAACCUUACUGUUGUUUUAAGGCUGAUUUCUGAGACUGAAUCUAUAAAUGAAAAUGUAUUUGUAUAGAUAAACUCAGCUGUCAGUUUAUUAGGUACACCUGGCUUAAACUAACAGUCUAAUGCAACAGUCCUGCAGUCAGUCUGACCGUCAUAAAGGUUGUGAUGUUCAGUUUUUGUUUAAAGUGUUUUAGAAAAGUGCUGACUCAAAUAGAUUGUCAUUUUGGAGGCUGCUGGUCGAGGUGCUGUUGAACUGUACUGCAUGAUAAAGAGGGUUUUUUAAAGCCUAACCUCAUUGAAAUAAAUGGGAUUAACAAAAUAGAACAGUGCAAUGCAGUACGGUUCAACAGCAUCACAGACUGCAGCCUCCAAAAUGGCCAUAAAGUUGAAUCAGCACCUUUCAACAAGAAAACUGAACUAAAUAAUCUUGAAGUUAUGAUUUAUUGCAGGACUGUUGUAUUUGACUGUAUUAGUAUUAGCUAGGUGAACCUAAUAAACUGGUAACUGAGCGUACAUCUUUUCUAAACUCAUACACAGGCUGGCUAAUCAUGAGGCAAGAGUGCAGUAAAUGUUUUAUUACAUAUAAAAAAGACAGAGCAACAUUUCUUCCAAAACAAACCCAGUAUUUGUGAACAAAUUCAUCUGUAACUGCACAGCUAGGCAACUUUAUCUGUUGAAAAUGAAUCUUGAAUAAAACAGCUUCCAAAUGAA